AUGACCGCAUCAGCAAUAGUAAGAUUGGUCAGUACAUUCAAAGAGCCAGGACCAAUUUUGAAYGUAUGGUAUAUUGGUGCCAAUGGUGAAGCAUAUGAAGUUUUAUCUUGGUCGCAAGGAGUCGUCAAGAUUUUAAAAUUCAUACCUUCACCUUUACCGGAAUGGAAAUUUCGACAAGACCCAUUUGCUCAUAAAAGGCCAUUAAUUGCGUUGUGUGAUAAUUCUGGUCCUGGACCACAGUUUUGUUCUGUCAGUUUUAUAUCAUUAACAUGUGGAGAUGUGGUAAAAUCAAUCAAAUUUAAAAAUACUGUAGUCGACAUUGCUGUAAAUAGGUUUGUUAUAGCAGUAGUAUUUGUAGAACGUAUUGCUGUAUUUGAUGCCCUCACUGUGGAAGACAUAACUACAAUUACUACAUGUUAUCCUAGUCCUGGAAUUAAGUUAAACCCAAUUGCAUUAGGAACAAGGUGGUUGGCAUAUGCAGAUCAAAAGUUGAUUUCCUGGAAUCGAUCUACGGGUGGAUAUGAGGGCGAGAAUGGUCAUUCUUAUACAGCUACGGUUUUGCAUGCAGCAAAAUCAUUGAGCCAAAGUUUGAGAGAUUUAAGUGGCUCUGUAGCAAAUAGUAUUACAGGCGUGCACAAUUCAAAUUCGACUCAUAACAUAUCAGUUGCAAAUGAUUCCAAUCAAAUGAAUCCAGGCAUAAUUACUAUAAUUGAUAUCAAAAAUAAAGUGUUAAAGGAGAAUACACCACAAGGCCCUGAUAUUAUUGCUCAUUUUUCAGCACACUGUGAGGCUAUUGUGGCUUUGAAUUUUGACCAGUCUGGUCUUAUGUUAGUAACUGCUGAUAAAAACGGUCAUAGGUUUAAUGUGUUCAAAGUACAUCCUAGUAUAUUAGGUUCUUCAUUUACAGCUGUUCAUCAUUUGUAUACAUUACAUAGAGGUGAUACAACAGCUAAAAUUCAAGAUAUUCAAUUCUCAAGUGAUUCAAGAUGGGUGGCUGUAAGUUCACUUAGGGGAACAACUCAUAUAUUCCCAAUUACACCUUAUGGUGGACCUAUCGGUCUACGUACCCAUUCGACGCCACAUAUUGUAAAUAAACUAUCAAGGUUUCAUCGCAGUGCUGGUUUGGUAACUGAUGGUCGAAAUAGUCCUGUGAUGACAGAAUCAUUACAGAAUUCUCAAAUUUUAUUGCCAUACUCUAAUCCUUGUGUUUCACCUGUACCACAUUCAAYUAUUGUUCAUUCAUUGUGYCAAAUCCGAUCACAGAACAAUAAAUUAAAACCUGAUGAAACUGGGAUAACAACAUGUAUUAGACUCUCUAUUUGUUUUUCCCAUGGUCGUGUAUUGGAUACAGCUAUGAUCAGAGAAAUGUCUAAUUUAACAUAUAAUCCCAAGAAA
Messenger RNA from Diuraphis noxia (Russian wheat aphid), 1395 nucleotides. It is a transcript of the gene rudhira, whose product is annotated as breast carcinoma-amplified sequence 3 protein rudhira. Gene Ontology annotation, biological process: response to starvation; autophagy. Gene Ontology annotation, cellular component: cytoplasm. The record is from RefSeq and is a predicted model, not a curated record. Gene Ontology annotation, molecular function: protein binding. Lineage: Eukaryota; Metazoa; Arthropoda; Insecta; Hemiptera; Aphididae.